AAUCGCAUCGAAGAAGAGGCUGACAAACACGCAACUCGUUGGAAAAAAUUAUGGGAGCGUUUGGAACAGCCUAAAAUAACGAAAACGUUUUUAACAUACAAUGAAGAAAUUUCUAGAGUCCGUAGUGGUGUACUACACAAACGAGAUACAAUGGACAUAAUACUUGAGGGGAAACUUCAAAUCGAAGACUACAGUAACCAAGGUUUUUCACGACCUCAUUCAUUUGAACCUCACAGUUUCUUUACGCCAACCAACUGCGAUUUCUGUCUACAAGUGAUAUGGAAUAUUGGAAAAGGAGGAUUCAGAUGCACAGAAUGUGGAUACAACUGCCACGAGAAAUGCUUAUCACGUGUUCCUAAAACGUGUCCUAAUUACAAGAAUCUAAAAGACCAGAAUGAUAGCAUGCCAUCAACUAGUAACAAAAGCUUACAUGAGUCUCCAAGUAUAAACAAAUCUUCGAAAUUUUUAUGUGGGUAUCUAUGGAAACGAGGUGCUUUAUUCAAACAAUGGAAGCAACGGUAUUUUGUAUUGGAUACGGAAAGACAUCAGCUUCGUUACUAUGAUGAAGUAAGCGAUGUUCAUUGUCAAGGUGUUGUCAACUUAUCUGAAAUUAUUUCAUGUGAAAUGUCACAGUUGAAUUCAAACGAGAAGCAAGUUUUUUUCGACCUUCGUACAGAGAAACGAUUGUAUAAUUUGUAUGCUGCGACGGAGGAAGAAGCCAAGAAAUGGAUAUCGAAAUUACAAAGCUUGGAUACGUAGAGCUUCGACGCUCCAAUCAGGAAUUUCAUUAUAAUCAAAAGAAAUGUUGUGCAUAUGUGACAUAUUUUAACAUUUUAGAACGCAUAUUUAGGGUAAUUUAUGUAUGUAUUUUAAUUUUUUUAAAUAAUAGUAUCAUUUUGAGACACGCACAGGUUUCAAAUAAUCAUGACUGAAAUAACCAAUACGAAUUUUCGUUGUAUUUCCACAUGUUAUAAAAAUAGUGUGACACCAGUUAUAA
Messenger RNA from Xenia sp. Carnegie-2017, 997 nucleotides. Its product is annotated as myotubularin-related protein 13-like. The record is from RefSeq and is a predicted model, not a curated record. Lineage: Eukaryota; Metazoa; Cnidaria; Anthozoa; Malacalcyonacea; Xeniidae. Bases 151 to 759 code for a protein of 202 amino acids. The transcript is spliced from 8 exons.